This is a messenger RNA of Brassica oleracea var. oleracea, 766 nucleotides long. RefSeq lists its product as uncharacterized. The transcript has 2 exons. The record is from RefSeq and is a predicted model, not a curated record. NCBI's taxonomy places the organism in Eukaryota, Viridiplantae, Streptophyta, Magnoliopsida, Brassicales, Brassicaceae. Bases 227 to 604 code for a protein of 125 amino acids.
CUCAAAAUACAUUUUACACAUUCCUCUAGAAACAAAAACUUUCCAAACGGUCAAUAACCAAACUAUUACAUAGCACAAAUUUGUAGAUAGUGCUAGAAUCCGACCGUUGCAACCUCAAUUUCCAUUAACGGUAAUAUUAUCAGCCCUUUUUACUUAUAUAAGUCAAGUUAAACUCAAGUUUUUUGUCCUAACCCAAUUGUCUCUUACACUUAUUUCUCUUUCUAAAAUGGAGUCUCAACAACCCAAUCUCGAAACAUCUCUCAAAAUUCGAUCCGACAACCACGAAGUCACCGUUUUGAACUCACCUCUCAAAACUCAAUCCGACCCUCACGAAGUCACCGUUUUAAACUCUGAAUCGCCUCCUCGGCUGCUCCCUGAAACAGUAAAAAAUCAAGGAUCUCCUCCACGAGUCUCCAUUAACGAUUCUAUGAAGAAAAUCGUGACACCAGAUCGUCUCAGAGUCCCUGUAGCUUUCAAGCACCCAGAGAGGUAUAAAAGUCCAACAGACGCAAUGAUGUCUCCAGUUACUCAAGGUCUCCUCGCAAGAAGCAGAAAGCCUUCCGGUUCUCUUAUCCCACCCAGCUUCAACCUAUCCAAGGCUUAAUUUUUCAAUCAUAUACCAAAUCGAAAACCGGUUUUAGCCGGUUGAUGAAUUUGUAGCUUGAACCGAAUAAAGUUUUUGCAUGGUUUUGUUGGCACUUGCGUUACUGUAUUUUCUUAUGCUCAUAUUCUAUAAAGAGAAAUUAAUACAAAUCCUUUCUCCCCA